UGGCGCCCUCAUCUCGACUCUCUCUUUUCCUCGUCUCCUCUCCCGCCUCCCUUCGUCUGCGUUGAACCUCGCCAACCCUCGCCCUCACCGACUCUCGAUCUCCUUAACCUCCAUUGUGUUGAUUCUUGCCUCACCUCACAUAAAUACAAACCGAUAAAAUCAUUAGAACCACCAUGAAGUUCGGCCAUAAUCUCCCCCGUAACGUCGUGCCGGAGUGGAGCACGUCGUACAUCAAGUACAAGGCUCUCAAGAAGCUCAUCAAGUUGGCCGCCGGCGAUGUCAAGGCGGGACAUGAGCCAGACUUGGCCGGCUUCUUCUAUGCCCUCGACCGCAACGUCGAAGAUGUCGACCAUUUCUAUAACAAAAAACUCGCCGACUUCACCCGCCGCUACAAAUUGCUCGAGGACCGCUACGGCGUGACAAUGCAGGCCGGCGAGCGGCUGGAAAUCGAGGACGCCAAGGACCUGUUCAAUGCCCUCGUGGAGCUGCGCGGUCAGAUGCGCAAUCUGCAGUACUACGCCGAGGUGAACCGUCGGGGCUUCGUCAAGAUCACCAAGAAGCUCGACAAGAAGGUCGGCACCAACGCCCAGAAACGCUAUCUCGAGACAAAAGUCGAUCCUACCCCCUUUGCCUCCAGUACGGGCGUCUUCGAUACCAUCAAACGUCUCAGCGACUGGAUCUCCUCCGUCGGCGACCCGGACGCCGCCGACGAGACCGCCUCCGUCCGCUCCACCCGAUCUCUGACGAAAGGUGGCGCCGGCCGUCCAAAUCUCAAUCUGCCUGAAAGUCUGCUCGUUGCCGUCGACCGUGCCUUGCAGACCGAUGAUGUUCAUGUCCUAUUGGAGCUGUUGGAGGAGGUCCGCGCUGCCCUCGGCACCACCACCACCACCACCACCACUGCCGCCGCCGACGCCAUCACCGACGACGACCAGCAGCAGACUGCCGCCCGCAGCUUCCAGCAGGCCCUCCGGAGCCUGCUGCAGCGUGCCAUCUCUCGUCGGGCUCUCGCCUGCAUCCCCGUCUUGCUGGCGCCCAUCGAGAAUGAUCUGCAGGAGGAAGAUGACAUCAACAAGCGCAACUGUAUCCACCGUCUCGUCAUCUCCAUCGGCCGCUCCCAGACCACCACCGACUCCGAGCCCUCCGCCGAACCCGGUCUCAUCAACCUCUCCGGCUCCUCGACGACCGCCACCGCCGCCGAGACGGCCAACUACAUCAUCCCCGCCGCUCCGCCGACCCUGCUGCCCCCUCGCCCCAUCCUCCAGGAGUCGCACCAGCCCAAGCUGCUGAGCCGCGAGGAUCCCGCCGUCGCCCUGCUGCAGCACCUGCUCGACCAGCUGCGCCCGCACCAACGCACCGCCCUGCUUGCCAAGGACAUCUCCAACCGCACCCCGCUGCACUACGCCGCCCAGUACGGCUUCCGCAUCGUCUGCGAGAUCGUCAUCCAACACCUGCAGGCCUGGGGUCUGUUCGACGUCAGCGGCGGCAUUGACGGACCCGCCUGGCAAGAUUCAGAGGGUUGGGCGCCCCUCCACCUGGCUGUCGUCGGCGGCCAUCCGCUCACCACCCAAGCUCUGCUGGAGGCUGAGCACUGGCAUGAUCCGACCACCAAGGACCAAGUGACCAUCCGCCAUGACAUCUCCAAGUCGAGCGUUGUCCUCGCCCUGGCCAUCAAGGCCAACUUCGUCGACAUUGUCCAGCUGCUGGUGGACGCCGGCGUAGAUGUCAAUUACCAGGAUGAACAGGGCGAAACCGCCCUGCACAUCGCCGCCCGUUUCGCUCGCGAUCGCUGCGCCCGCAUCCUGCUGCACGGCUCCGCUGCCCAGCGCGCAGACCCGGAGCUGGCCGAGCACACCUACUCGUGGACCCCGCUGUUUACGGCCUGCGUCGACGGCUCCCUCGGCGUGGUCAACCUGCUGAUCGAGUUCGGUGCCGAUCUCACCCGUCCCGACUCCUCCGGCUGGACCGCCAAGGAACAUGCCGCCCUUCGCGGCCAUCUCGACAUCGCCCGUCGUCUGGCCGAGGUCACCCCGGAGCCUGAGGCGGCCGAUCCUGAGCAAGUGAUCCCGGUGCCACUCCCACCGUCAGCUGUGUCGCCUACUACUACUACUACUACUACUACUGCUGCUGCUGCUGCUGCUACCGCUCUGGCUUCCUCGCCCGCCUCCCAAUCUUCGCUGAUCGAGCGCCGGUCCACCACGUCGGCCUCGAAUGCGAGUUCUGGCGGUGCUGGCGCUCCACGGACCGAGCCUAUUAAGACUUUUGGACAUCGGUAUCUUACCGACGAAACCAUGAUUCUCGUCAGCCUGGGCACGAUGGACAUGCGGAAGCCGACCGAGACGGUCAACCUGGACCGGAUCCCCUUUGCGAGCGCGCACUCGACGCAGCUGGACACGGCGCUCUCGCUGGUGGUCUCGGCGAGCGGGGCGCACGGCGAGCCCGAGGUGAUCGACCUGCCCAUCCACGAGAACAUCUGCACGGAGCCGAUUGUCUUCCACGCGGCGGAUGCGAGCAAGGUGCGUCUGCUCUUCGAUCUUGUCCCCACGUACGCCGGCUCGCGCGACAAGAUCGUCGGGCGCGGCGUCGCGCUGCUCUCGAGCGUCAAGCCCUCCGUCGGCUCGCACCGCAUCAAUCUCAAGGGCGACUCGACCGUGGCCGUGGUGGCGGCCAACACGCUCGAAGUCAUCGGGUCGGUGACCUUUAACUUCCUCAUCAUCACCCCCUUCCACCACCCGAAUCUGUCCAUCACAAGCGACCACACCUACUGGCGCCGCAUGAGCGACACGAUGGUCAUCGGCCACCGUGGUCUCGGCAAGAAUAUCGCCAGCCGCAAGUCCCUGCAGCUGGGCGAGAAUACCGUCCAGUCCUUCAUUGCGGCCGCCAACCUCGGCGCUUCGUACGUCGAGUUCGAUGUCCAACUGACCAAGGACCACGUCCCGGUCAUCUACCACGAUUUCCUCGUCAGCGAGACCGGCAUCGAUGCCCCGGUCCAUACCCUCACGCUCGAGCAGUUUCUGCAACUGGGCGACCACCGGGCCUGGAAGGGGCUGCGCGCGGGCUCGCCGCCGCGUCUGCAGACGACGAGUAGUGCUUUUCCUGACGUUGCCACUCCUACCACCUCUACUAGCGCUGGUGGUGGUAGUAUUGCAGCACAGCGCCAGCGGGCCAUGUCCGUCGGAGGCUCCGAGUACGACCCAUCGGAACUCAACGAGCGGAUCAAGCACACGCGCGAUUUCAAGAAAAAGGGAUUCAAGGGCAACAGCCGGGGCAACCAUAUCCAAGCCCCCUUUGCGACGUUGGAGGAACUGUUCCAGAAGCUGCCGAAAUCGGUGGGAUUCAAUAUCGAAAUGAAAUACCCGAUGCUCCACGAGAGCGAGGAGGAGGAGAUGGACACGUACGCCGUCGAGCUCAACUCGUUUGUCGACACAGUCUUGAAAAUGGUAUAUACCCUCGGCUCGGACCGGAACAUGAUCUUCUCCAGCUUCAACCCGGACAUCUGCCUCCUGCUCGCCUUUAAGCAGCCUUCGAUUCCGGUCCUCUUCCUCACGGACUCGGGCGCUUCCCCCGUGGGCGAUAUCCGCGCUUCCUCCCUGCAGGAAGCCAUCCGCUUCGCCUCGCGCUGGAACCUGCUGGGGAUCGUCUCCCAGGCGGAACCGCUGGUCUUGUGCCCGCGUCUUGUUCGCGUUGUUAAAGAGUCGGGUCUUGUCUGUGUCUCGUAUGGGGCUAUGAACAACGAACCUUCAAACGUAAAGUUGCAAGUCGCUGAAGGCAUCGACGCCGUCAUCGUCGACUCCGUCCUAGCCAUCCGUAAGGGCCUCACAGAAAGCGGGAGCAAGGGAAUAACCCCCGCGGUGUCGCCGCGCCCGGGACCCAUCUCCUCGCAGGAGGAAGCCCGGCUGAAAGAGACGAUGAACAUUCCUGUUUUGGAUACCGCGGUGCGGACGGACCAUUUGCAUAUAAAUCCGGCACUUGGAUAAGUUGAUGUAGGAAUAUAUAUUCAAUCAUUCAAUCGGAUAAAUCAUUUUUUUUUUUUUCAAGUUAGAACCAAAACUA
Messenger RNA from Penicilliopsis zonata CBS 506.65, 4050 nucleotides. RefSeq lists its product as hypothetical. NCBI's taxonomy places the organism in Eukaryota, Fungi, Ascomycota, Eurotiomycetes, Eurotiales, Aspergillaceae. Bases 174 to 3974 code for a protein of 1266 amino acids. Gene Ontology annotation, biological process: glycerophospholipid catabolic process. The record is from RefSeq and is a predicted model, not a curated record. The transcript has 4 exons. Gene Ontology annotation, molecular function: protein binding; glycerophosphocholine phosphodiesterase activity.